GACUUUCUCAGCAAGCAUAAAGCAACAGAACGCGAGCAAUCAGAAGCGACCUUGAUGGCUGGAAUGGAGGACGUUAACAUGAACGAAGAUUCUCAGGGUCCUACACCACCGUCUGGGAUAAAGUACCUCGAUCAACUCCAACGUAUAUCAAACCGUCUACAAGAAGAACUAGUAAUUGAUUUGGAGGAUGUAGCUGGCUAUGAAGAUGGAAAUGCUUUAGUUAAUAGUAUAGUAGGAAACACUAGAAGAUACGUGGACAUAUUCAGCAAAGCAGUAGACAAGCUCAUGCCUACACCAACAAUCGAUAUAUCGAGCAAGGAUGAUGUUUUAGACACGAUCGCGCACCAACGUAGACAGAAACAAUCAGAGAAUGCAGAGGCAGGUAUGCAGGGUUUCCCAGAGCAGAUUAUGAGGAGAUACAAUCUCUAUUUCAAACCUAAAAAGAGCGCAAAAUUGCUUGCUGUUAGAAACAUCAGAGGUGCAGACGUUGGUAAGCUUGUAACCGUGAAGGGUAUAGUCACUAGAGUCUCGGAAGUCAAACCAUGUCUGAAAUUCAAUGCCUACACUUGUGACGCCUGCGGUCAUGAAAUAUUCCAAGAAAUAACCUCAAAGCAGUUCACACCAAUCAGUGAUUGUCUCUCCCAGGAGUGUCGAAUGAACCAAACUAAAGGUUCUUUACACCAACAGACGCGUGCUUGUCGUUUCUUAGCUUUCCAAGAAGUUAAGAUACAAGAAAUGGCAGAUCAGGUCCCAGUUGGACACAUCCCACGAACAAUGUCGGUGCAUAUGUAUGGUAAUCUUGCAAGGACAGUCAAUCCUGGUGAUGUUUGUCACAUAUCAGGUAUUUUCCUCCCACAACCGUACACUGGAUUCAGAGCAAUGAGGGCAGGUUUGUUGCAAGAUACUUACCUUGAAGCUCAGUAUGUUCACCAAUUGAAGAAGCAAUAUGAUGAGAUGGAAUUAACGCCAGAAAUCGAAGAAAAGAUUGCAGAAUUAACUCAGGAUCCAAACUUAUACGCCAAAUUGGCAAGCUCGAUUGCACCAGAGAUUUACGGACACGAUGAUGUCAAAAAGGCUUUAUUGUUAUUACUCGUAGGUGGUGUAACGAAGGGUAUGGGUGACGGAAUGAAGAUCCGUGGUGAUAUCAACGUCUGUCUUAUGGGUGAUCCUGGUGUUGCCAAGUCACAAUUACUCAAGUACAUUUCAAAAAUUGCUCCAAGAGGUGUUUACACCACUGGUAGAGGUUCUUCAGGUGUUGGUUUGACAGCAGCCGUUAUGAGAGAUCCAGUCACAGACGAGAUGGUCCUCGAGGGUGGUGCUCUUGUCCUCGCUGACAACGGAAUCUGUUGUAUUGAUGAGUUUGAUAAGAUGGAGGAGAGUGAUAGAACAGCUAUUCACGAAGUUAUGGAACAACAGACGAUAUCUAUUUCUAAAGCUGGUAUAACUACCACAUUGAAUGCCCGGACGUCAAUCUUAGCAGCUGCUAACCCUCUCCUUGGCCGUUACAAUCCAAAGAUAUCCCCAGUCGAUAACAUUAACUUACCAGCUGCUUUGUUGUCCAGAUUCGAUAUUUUGUUCCUCAUUCUUGACUCACCGUCUAGAGAGUCGGAUGAGAGAUUGGCUCAGCACGUUACUCAUGUUCACAUGUACAAUGAGCAUCCAAAGAUUGACCAUGACCCGGUGGAGCCAUUGUUGAUGAGACAUUACAUUGCACUCGCACGUCAGAAAAGACCAACUGUUCCACAGUCUGUAGCUGAAUACUUAACUGGUACCUACGUUCAAAUGCGUAAAGCACAGAAGGAAGACGACUCAGGAUUUACUUAUACCUCAGCACGUACACUCUUGGGUGUCCUCCGUCUCUCACAAGCACUCUCGAGAUUGAGAUUUGCGGAUGUCGUCGAAGCUGCAGAUGUUGAUGAAGCAUUGCGCUUGCUGGAUGUCUCCAAAGCCUCACUCUAUGAAUCUAAAGACGGUAACCGUGCCGACAAUGAUAUGACAUCCACAUCAAAGAUCUGGAGAAUAAUGAGAGAUCUCCGUCGCAUCAAUGCAGCUGGUAAAGGUGAUGCAGAUGAGGAUGAACUCCUCGAACUCAAUCUUCGCGAUGUCAGGGAUAGAGUUCUGGCUAAGGGAUUCACAGAAGAUUCUCUCAUGGAUACCAUCAACGAAUAUGAGAGAUUGGAUAUCAUACAAAGGGUUGCUGGCGGUACUAAGAUCAGAUUCGUAGAUGAACUCUAAUAUAUUGUAAAAAAAUUCACUCUAAAGUUUGUUUGUAAAUAUAAGUUAUAAAUUAAUCAUUUUAUGAAAUAUCUAAGAUUGUAAUUUUGUAUGUGAUACAACUAUUGCGUUCUUUGCUUGAGACGAUGGCAGCUUUGUCCAUCUGCCCAUCCGUGGUUCUUGGCCAGUUGCAGCGACGAUGACCAGCUCAUCUGUUGAUUUUUUACUAGUCUCUCGUUCUUCAUUCGAUAAGUUUAUUAUUCCUCUCGGUGGUUGUAUUAUUUGUAAUGAGUUUAUGAAACCCUUUGCUUCAAUUUCUGUCAAUUUCUCGAAUGAUUUGAGCUGUUUGUCUAAUUUCCAGAUUCUAAUCCAACCGUCGUAUGAUCCAGAGGCGAAUAAGUCUGAAUAUGGCAAGCUCCUGAUUGAGGUUAUGCUUCUAGGUUGGUUGAUAAUACCCUCUGUCUCAGAGUGGUGUUGGUGAAUGCCGUGGGAUAUGUAAUUAGUAUAUAUUGCCUUCUUUUUACCAGUGUUCCAUAAACUAAUAUUACCGGAGUCACCACCUGUAAGGAAAUGCUGAUCGUCUACCAUUGUGCAACAAUCAAGACUACCCUCUACGUAGGUUGUAGAUUUCUGUGGCUGCUGCUGGCCAUCAAUUUCCAUACCCUGAGCAUCAAAAUCGAUUGCACCGUCCAACAUAUCCUUGAGCUUCGAUCUACCGCCACCUCUGAAGACGAGCUGUGACUCGUCGACAACUUUCCAAUAACGGGCUGUUUUGUCCCUGCACCCAACACUUAAUGCUAUGUCUGCGCGGAGGACAGAUAAGUCGUAAAUUUGAUCCUGAUGACCAUAGAGCGUUUCUACGUAUGAAGGACUAUCAGGUGGAUUCGAAGGGAAGGAGUAGACUUUGAUAGUUCUGUCUAAACUGGCUGCAAAGAGCGCUGUUGGUGUUGACUGUCUGAACGCGAGUGCAGAUACAGCAUCCUUGAAACCCGGUAGAGUAGUCACUAAAGAAAAUGGGGAGGUGAGUGUGUUGUAUAUGUCGACCUUCUUGUUAGCUGUACCGACAGCUAGCCACUUGUAGCAAGGAGAGGUGGCCAAGCAGAGUGGAUUCCUGGUUGGUAGUCUAUGCUUCUGCUUAGUUGAAAAGUUGAACUGAGUGACUGUGUUAUCCUUGGAAGCGUAGACAAAAUAAGCUUCGUUUCGAGAGAAAGUGAGGAUUGAGUGGGUGAGUGUUAGCUUUUGUUUAUAAGAUUUUGUCGAGAGUGUUAUGUGAUCAGCCAAGUAUUUAUUAACUUUGUUAGAUUUCUCAAGCAAAUCCUUAUUCAAAGUGCCCUCAACGUCGUCUUCUUCGAUGCUGUUGAGGUAAUCCUUAGCGAGUUUUAUCCGCUUAUUUUGACUAUCGUCGUAUUCUUCUUCACUUGAACUGCUGUAGACUUCUUCUUCUUCUUUAUCACUCAAACUCUCUACAGAAGACAUGAUGGAUGAAGUUUGGGAGUGUUACAGGCGAUUAUUGAGGGAUGAAUUAGAGGAAAUCAAAAAUGAGAUUGUUAGCAAAAUUUCUGUCGAAUUGGCUAGCAUUUCCUUAUCAUUCAACUCAAAGUUGCUUCUCAGUCUUGUCACCACACAGCAGCAGAACUUCAGAAAUGGCGAUCUAGCCGCUAUAGUCGAUACAAAGAACACAGAACUUCUUAGGGGCGUCGUAUACUCAGCAGAUAACAGACGCAUACAAGUCUCAAUCGAUAAGGAUGAAAUUGAUCUACCAUCCCCUAUCUACCUUGUCAAAUUGCAGGAUGAAUCAACCUACAAUAGAUUGCUCCAAACGAUAGACAAAUACGACACUAUCGAUCAAUCUAACCAAUUGAACCCGCUAAUGGAGACUAUAUUUGGUCUGAGGAAACCCACCUUCUUUCAAGAAUCACCUAGCGAAUACUUAGAUAAUACUCUUAAUCAAUCACAAAGAGAUGCGGUCAAUUUGGCACUCAAAGCUGACCAUUUGGCCCUAAUUCACGGCCCACCAGGUACCGGGAAGUCUUAUACCCUUAUCGAGAUCAUCAGACAACUUAUCAACCAAGAUAAGCGGAUCCUCGUCUGUGGUUCAUCCAAUCUGGCGGUCGAUAACAUCCUAGAGAGGUUAUCUGUUUAUAAUAUCCCAGUCACUAGAUUAGGACAUCCAGCGCGUAUACUAAACAACCUACAAACUCAGACACUCGAGUAUCAGACUUCACAUUCACACCAGAAUGAGAUUGUCAAAGAUGUCAAAAAAGAGUUAGAAGACCUAAUGAAAGAUUUGAAAGACGGUAGGAUCAAGGGGAAGCUAAAAAGAAAGAAUGCCUGGAAUGAGGUCAAAGAAUUACGAAAGGAACACCGAAAGCGCUCAAUAGGGGUUCUCAAUAGUCUUAUGACACGGGCGAAGGUUGUCUUGUGUACUCUGCAUGGUGCCGGUGGUAGACAACUUCAGCAUCAAAAAGAAUUUGAUGUUUGCGUUAUAGAUGAGUCCACUCAGGCUUUGGAACCAAGUUGUCUCAUACCUGUCCUUAAAGCAAAGAAAUUGAUCCUGGCUGGUGAUCCUUUGCAGCUUCCCCCAACUGUUUUAGCUCGUCCCGGUCAGAAGAAGAAAGAAAGGAUGAAGAUCAUUCCAAAAGAGCCUAAAACGAAGAAAGAGAAGGAAAUAUCUGAUAAGCUUGCUGAGGUUAACAUAAGUGAACAUGGAAAUGCCGCCAGUAAGAUAUCCAGAGUGGCACCUACACAACCAACAUUGAAGCCGUUAAAAUCCCUCGAGGAGUCCCUUUUCGAGAGAUUGAUUGGAAUACACGGGAACUCUAUCAAGUGCCUACUUAGCGUACAGUAUAGAAUGCACGAUAUGAUCAUGAAAUACCCCUCAGAAGCAAUGUACAACAGUAAAUUAACGGCAUACGAAGCAGUCUCUAAGCGCACACUAAUGGAACUCCCUAAUGUUGUCGACAAUGAUACAGAAAAAGACGAAGUAGAGCUGAGCUCACCGUUGGUCUUUAUAGACACAGAUGGAUAUGACUUCUUCGAGAGAAUUGACUCCGAAGAGAUGAAAAAGGGCGCAGUAGAGGAAGGAAGUAAAUACAAUGAGAAUGAAGUUGAGAUCAUUAAGCGGAAGGUUCAAGAUUUGGUGCAUGCUGGUGUUCGCGAUUCUCAAAUUGCUAUUAUCACACCAUAUCAAGCUCAAGUUGGGCAUCUUAAUAAUGCUGUAAAACCCCAAUUUCCUGGAUGUGAAAUUGGUAGUGUUGAUGGUGUACAAGGGCGUGAACAAGAGGUUGUCAUUAUGUCACUCGUUAGAUCCAAUGAAACUGGCGAAGUCGGUUUCUUGAAGGAGGAACGUAGAUUGAAUGUCGCAAUGACUCGUGCGAAAAGACAGCUGGUGAGUGUAUUCUGUAAAUACUAAAGGAGUUUUGACAUGUCCCAGAUUAUCGUUGGUAACAGUGCAACUAUCAAGCGUGGCAGUAACUAUCUCAAGAAAUGGAUGGAUUUCCUAGAAAGCAAUGCAGAUAUACAAGUACCAGAGUAGAUAACUAUGAAUUUAUUAUGUAUCAAUGUUUAAAGAUCAGUUAC
This is a messenger RNA of Wallemia mellicola CBS 633.66, 5793 nucleotides long. Its product is annotated as MCM-domain-containing protein. The record is from RefSeq and is a predicted model, not a curated record. The coding region runs from base 55 to 2235 and encodes 726 amino acids. The transcript has 9 exons. NCBI's taxonomy places the organism in Eukaryota, Fungi, Basidiomycota, Wallemiomycetes, Wallemiales, Wallemiaceae. Gene Ontology annotation, biological process: DNA strand elongation involved in DNA replication; DNA replication initiation; double-strand break repair via break-induced replication. Gene Ontology annotation, molecular function: ATP binding; ATP hydrolysis activity; single-stranded DNA helicase activity. Gene Ontology annotation, cellular component: nucleus; MCM complex.